Linum trigynum is the source of this 589-nucleotide messenger RNA. The record is from the annotation of a GenBank genome assembly. Lineage: Eukaryota; Viridiplantae; Streptophyta; Magnoliopsida; Malpighiales; Linaceae.
CACACGUCUCCCGCCGCCCCUUCCCGGCUCCUACACUUUCCCUCCCUAAUCCCUAUUCCCGAUCCCGCAACCGUCACUGACCACGAUCCGCUCAACCUUCUGCUUCCUCCGUGACGCGCCGUCGCAGCCUCCUCCGCCAAUCCUUUACGCCGUCGUCGUUUCCCUCUCUCCUCGCCUUUCCCAGGUGAACGCUUUAUAUAUAUAUCGAUUUAACCAUCUACUACUGCUUCUCUCGAAUUCUAAAAUUUGAAGACGCCGUUUCCGGUUGCGAAAUGCAGGCAGAAGAUGCGAUGGCACCACCCAGGCUCUCCGGAAUGCAGAAGCAAGUUCUCAGCCUCUACCGAGGCUUUCUCCGCGCGGCUCGCUUGAAAUCUCCCGACGAUCGGAAACAGAUCGAAGCCGUCGUCUCCGCAGAGUUCCGGCGCAAUUCCAACCAAGUGGAUCGGAAGAACUUCGUCUACAUCGAGUACUUGCUCAACCGCGGCAAGAAGCAGCUCGAUCAGCUCAAGAGCCCCGGCGUCGUCGGCUUAUCUUCUUUCAGUGUCGGUGGUGGUCAGCGAUAACUGAAAUUCAACCAUUCCUAUUUUCG